Colletotrichum tamarilloi is the source of this 1278-nucleotide messenger RNA. RefSeq lists its product as uncharacterized. The transcript has 5 exons. NCBI's taxonomy places the organism in Eukaryota, Fungi, Ascomycota, Sordariomycetes, Glomerellales, Glomerellaceae. The record is from RefSeq and is a predicted model, not a curated record. The coding region runs from base 1 to 1278 and encodes 425 amino acids.
AUGGCGACAAACCAGACGUGGCUGGUCGCUACCAUCAGGUACUCGUCCACCCCUGCUCCAACGGACGAGGUCUACGGAAUCAGGCCAUUUUCGUUCAGCUGUGCUGCUCUGCUAUUUCAACUAACCGACCUCGGUUCUUUGCCCGCCGCCUUCAGCCAUUUUGCCUCGUCCUAUCCAUCAAAGCAGCUCUUUGCUGUCUCGCGAGACUCUGCCGCCCUUGAAGCCGCAGACAUCUGCCGCCCUGGAGCGGACGUACGACAUCAGCCCUCACACGUCUCACACUCCAGCGAUUCCCAAUGCACCGAGCUCCCAGGCCAACAUAUCGUCUUAUCAGCCUCAACAGCAGCAGCACCGCGAGUCUUGCCACCGGUGGGCUGGUAUUCUCACUCGGUCCAGGCGUACAGAGCUUCGUUCAUGCGGCUCCAACCCACAAUGGCUUCCUCUUCCCGAUGGCUCACCGCGCCUGGCCCCACGUCUGGACAUGGUCUUCCUGCCAUGCGUCCCGUCGCUGUCGAUAGUAUCACGCCCCAGCCCGAUGAGAACUCUUCUGAUGGACGUGGCGGUGUUGUAUCCAAUGGCAUUGAUGAGGCCGAACGACCUACACACGCCGUCGGCUCCCAGGGUCGCUGGAGCCUCCUUUGCAGCGCUUCUCGCUGCGCUGCUGUCAAUACCUCUCGCACCUACAAUGCCAAAAGCAUAUUCGACCUGAUCAAGAAUGUCGGCGGCAAGUUUCCCUGCCCUCACUGUAACAAGGUCUACAAGCGAAAGAGCAACUUGAAGCUCCACCUCUUGCGCCCCCUUAGUCAGAAUCACGGUCUGAACCACAGUAAUGGUCCGGAUAUCAUGCCUGCGGAUGGCACGGUUCAGUCUGAUGGUAUGAUGCCCGUGCCGGACAGGUCGAGCAAUCAUACACACCACCGACGUCAGUCCUCGCCUUCCCUCCGCCCAGAUAAGCUUGAUGAUGGCGGUCAUCAUGACGGACGACAUUCGACAGACUCUGCCAUUGAUACUUCUGGCCAAGUUUGCAAGAUGCAGAAGUACGACAUGCCUCCGGUCCAAUAUGAGAUGGUAUCCAAAGACGGGCCCGAUGUCGACCAACAAUCAGGCCUCGAUGAGAUUCAAUUUUGUCACACUAGUGUGCAGCAAGCCCAUGAAACCCGCAUCCAACUUCCUCCUGUUGGAGCAACUGCAGACAAGGAAAACAUUUCCGGCGACGGUGAAGGCUUUGAGGAAACCUUUGGUACACAUGAACAAAUGCACAAGGAGAGGCAGCGUUAG